Messenger RNA from Cynara cardunculus var. scolymus (artichoke), 1456 nucleotides. RefSeq names its product UDP-glucuronic acid decarboxylase 6. The transcript is spliced from 12 exons. Gene Ontology annotation, biological process: D-xylose metabolic process. Gene Ontology annotation, cellular component: cytoplasm. Bases 169 to 1209 code for a protein of 346 amino acids. Lineage: Eukaryota; Viridiplantae; Streptophyta; Magnoliopsida; Asterales; Asteraceae. The record is from RefSeq and is a predicted model, not a curated record. Gene Ontology annotation, molecular function: UDP-glucuronate decarboxylase activity; NAD+ binding.
GGACGAAAACAGUAGGUCAUCAAAGCUGUUAUUCAUUCAUAGAUCAAGAAAACCACCACUUCAAUCUUACGCCAUUUCAAAUUUCCCCCUACAACUUCAUCAUCCCACAAUCGUUUUUCUCUAUAAUCAUCUCCACAGUUUUCAAGUUUGGAUAUCGGCUUUUUGACAAUGGCAAGUAAUGCUUCAAAUGGAGAACAUAAAGCAACAAAACCACCUCCAACCCCAUCUCCUCUGCGCAAUUCCAAAUUCUUUCAGUCAAAUAUGAGGAUCUUGGUUACUGGUGGUGCUGGAUUUAUUGGCUCUCACCUAGUGGAUAGACUGAUGGAAAAUGAAAAGAAUGAGGUGAUUGUUGCUGAUAAUUAUUUCACUGGCUCGAAGGACAAUCUCAGAAAGUGGAUUGGCCAUCCAAGAUUUGAGCUUAUUCGCCAUGAUGUCACAGAGCCAUUACUAGUUGAGGUUGAUCAGAUAUACCAUCUUGCAUGCCCUGCUUCGCCUAUUUUUUAUAAGCACAAUCCUGUAAAGACAAUAAAGACGAAUGUGAUUGGCACGCUAAAUAUGCUUGGUCUUGCCAAACGAGUUGGAGCAAGGAUUUUGCUUACCUCAACCUCCGAGGUGUAUGGUGAUCCUCUUGUGCAUCCCCAACCAGAGAGCUACUGGGGUAAUGUCAACCCAAUUGGAGUUCGGAGUUGCUAUGACGAAGGAAAACGUGUGGCAGAGACUUUGAUGUUUGAUUAUCACAGGCAGCAUGGGAUAGAAAUAAGAAUUGCUCGGAUUUUCAACACCUAUGGACCCCGAAUGAAUAUUGACGAUGGGCGUGUUGUGAGUAAUUUUAUAGCUCAAGCACUUCGUGAUGAACCUUUGACCGUUCAGGCCCCUGGAACCCAGACUCGCAGUUUCUGCUAUGUCUCGGAUAUGGUUGAUGGGCUUAUUCGGCUGAUGGAAGGGGAGAAUACUGGACCAAUCAAUAUUGGUAAUCCAGGUGAAUUUACAAUGAUUGAACUUGCUGAGACAGUGAAGGAGCUAAUCAAUCCAAAGAUAGAGAUUAAGAUGGUAGAAAACACACCUGAUGAUCCAAGACAGAGAAAGCCAGACAUCACGAAUGCAAAUAAGCUGCUUGGAUGGGAACCAAAGAUCAAACUGCGCGAUGGGCUUCCCCUGAUGGAAGCAGAUUUUCGUCUAAGGCUCGGUGUUGCCAAGAAGCAGCUGUAAUCAAUGAAAGAGGCACAAGUGAUGUUAUGGUUUUUUUUCCCACCGAUUGUUUGUGUGUUUCCAUUCCCAUACAAGUGAAAAAUAAAUGGGGCUGAGUCUUUACUACAGCUUUUUUGAAUUUCUAUUAUUGCUGUGUUUUGAGGACUAGCAUUCUUUUUUGCAACUUUCACGUGUAAUUUUGGCAUGUGUUUGUUUUGUUCUUUUCAAUCUCUACUGGUUUUGGUCCAAUCUAUUUACAAAUUACUAA